AUGGGGCCACCCCGCCUCAAGCUUCCUGUCAAGCAGCCAUCACCAUCACGCGCUGCCGAGGAGCGACAGGCCUCACAGAGCAGACGCCGUAUUUCGCAGAUUCCACGUUUAGCACCUCCUUCGAAGGCCAAGAGCACGAAGUCAAGUAACAUUCCUAAGUCGAACACUAUGGGCGUGUUCUCCAAUCUCGCAGCCUCACUAUCGCGUACAUCUCUAUCCAGCUUUGGCCGUAGGGAGUCACGCCAGACAUCGGCGGCCUCUGCCACAGCCUCGAAGCAUAGCGACAGCGAGGCUUCCUCGACCAGUGGCCGCCCCGUGAUUUCGGCGCCAAUGCCAUCUGAUGUUCAGCUACCACCAGUCCAACUCUUGUCUCUAGACGACUACCGCUUCGUCAACACCGCGCGUGACCUCAAGUAUUGGAGCGGUCGCUUCCACGCGCUCCAGAGCCGAUUCCAGAACGAGCAGCUGACGGCAGACAACCUCGCGACAAUCGUCGCCGCAAGCCGAACCCACUCUCAGGUCCCGGAGUCCUCGAAACAGCAGAAAUCCAAGAACACGGCCGGGUUUCCUACGUCGUUCACCAUGGCCAGCAUGGCGGCGCCCACAUCCUCAGGCGCAGCUGCGUCCGCUGCCGCCAAAGUGGAGGCAGCGACCUUCCUCACGGACGACGAUAACCGCCUGCACCGCAUCUUCCUGCACCUGGAGGCGCAGUGCACGACUAAUGAGGCUCGCGAGAGUCUGCGCGCGUUCCAGCAGCACUACGCGCGCCUUUACCAGAAGCCGGGCUUGCUCCCACAGGGCGGUACGAUGGAUGAUAAGCCCGCUGGCCUCAUGGAAAAGCUCCGCACAUCGGGAGGGAAAGGGGCAUGAAAUGGAUUGCGCUGAGCAUGGGCAUCUGGAAGUUAUUAUCCAGAUACCUAUCCAGAUUGGCAGUCUCUCUCAACGACUAUGAUAUUACGAUAAGGGGGAGUUUAGGAGCAUACUUGAGGCAUUAAUUAGGUACGGAUAUUCCGCAUCAACAAGGAGUUUCGGAGUCGGAUUAGCAUGGUGAUGGAAUGG
Molecule: messenger RNA, 1059 nt
Organism: Hypoxylon fragiforme
Lineage: Eukaryota; Fungi; Ascomycota; Sordariomycetes; Xylariales; Hypoxylaceae
Exons: 2
Coding region: 1-870 (289 amino acids)
Source: RefSeq, a predicted model, not a curated record